Messenger RNA from Lotus japonicus, 1082 nucleotides. Its product is annotated as eukaryotic translation initiation factor 4E-1-like. Gene Ontology annotation, cellular component: eukaryotic translation initiation factor 4F complex; cytoplasm. Gene Ontology annotation, biological process: translational initiation. Bases 90 to 785 code for a protein of 231 amino acids. Gene Ontology annotation, molecular function: RNA 7-methylguanosine cap binding; translation initiation factor activity. The transcript is spliced from 5 exons. The record is from RefSeq and is a predicted model, not a curated record. Lineage: Eukaryota; Viridiplantae; Streptophyta; Magnoliopsida; Fabales; Fabaceae.
GUGAAAUCCACCCCUCACACUCUCACACCAUUUGCAACAAGAGUUGAGAACACACAGAGAAGAAAGGAAAUUCCAAGAGAAACGAAACCAUGGCUGUGGAAGAUACCCCAAAAUCCACCAUCACCGACGACCAAAUCACCACCAACCCUAAGGCUCCUGACAACGCCGACCUCGAGGAAGGAGAGAUCAUCGACGAUGAUGACUCCUCCGCCACUUCCAAACCCUCCUCCGCCGCCCUUGUCAACCAACCCCAUCAUCCCCUCGAGAAUUCUUGGACCUUCUGGUUCGACAACCCUUCCAACAAGAGCAAACAAGCCGCUUGGGGUAGCGCUAUCCGACCCAUCUACACUUUCUCCACCGUCGAGGAGUUUUGGAGUCUUUACAAUAACGUUCAUCAUCCUAGCAAGUUGGCUAUUGGAGCAGAUUUUCAUUGUUUCAAGCAGAAGAUUGAGCCGAAGUGGGAGGAUCCCAUUUGUGCUAAUGGGGGGAAAUGGACUAUGGCAUUUCCAAAGGGGAAAUCUGAUACCAGUUGGUUGUAUACGUUGUUGGCAAUGAUUGGAGAACAAUUUGAUCAUGGAGAUGAAAUUUGUGGAGCAGUGGUGAAUGUUAGAAGAGCGCAGGAGAAAAUUUCUAUUUGGACUAAGAAUGCAGCAAAUGAAGCUGCUCAGGUGAGCAUCGGGAAACAGUGGAAGGAGUUUCUUGAUUAUAAUGACAGCAUUGGCUUUAUAUUUCAUGAUGAUGCAAAGAAGCUUGACAGAGCUGCUAAAAAUAAAUACAAUGUAUAGCGAUCUUUCAGUCCAAGAUGCGACACAUUUCUUGUUCAGAUCAAGUUGCAUGAUAGAUGAUGGCGAACAUUGACCAUGUAGCUGAGCUGCGUUAUAAGCCUUAUCGUUUUCAGUAAUAUUUCCAGAUGUGUACGGAUAAUGUUUUUAACUAGAAUAUGUUUCUUUCAUCAAAUAUUAUAGGGAUUUUGCUAUUGCUUCUAGACUAAAUUGAAGAUGUUCAUCAAUAUUUUGGUGAUUUUGCUGAUUGCUUCUACAUUGUGACCAAAUAUUACUUGCAUGUUUAGAAAUUUUUCUGCA